Pongo pygmaeus (Bornean orangutan) is the source of this 4467-nucleotide messenger RNA. RefSeq names its product ferrochelatase (gene FECH). Gene Ontology annotation, biological process: heme biosynthetic process. Gene Ontology annotation, cellular component: mitochondrion. The coding region runs from base 1862 to 3091 and encodes 409 amino acids. Gene Ontology annotation, molecular function: protoporphyrin ferrochelatase activity. The record is from RefSeq and is a predicted model, not a curated record. NCBI's taxonomy places the organism in Eukaryota, Metazoa, Chordata, Mammalia, Primates, Hominidae. The transcript is spliced from 11 exons.
AGAUGGGGUUUCACCGUGUUAGCCAGGAUGGUCUUGAUCUCCUGACCUCAUGGUCCACCUGCCUUGGCCUCCCAAAGUGCUGGGAUUACAGGCGUGAACCACUGCGCCCGGCCUUUCUUUUUUUUUUAACUCCUUAAAUUUUGUGUAGAAACAAGGGUCUUGCUAUGUUGCCCAGGCUGCCCCCAAAUGGCUGGGCUCAAGCGAUCCUCCCACCUCAGCCUCCCAAAGUGCUGGGAUUACAGGUGUGAGCCACCACACCUGGCACUCCUUCCUUUUUUUAGGUUUGAAGGAGGAAAUGUCAUUUUAUUACAGGUUGAGUACCCCUUAUCCUGAAUGCCUGGGACCAGAGGUGUUUUAGAUUUCAGAUUUUUUUUAGGUUUUGGAAUAUACUUACAGAUUGAGCAUUCCAAAUCUGAAAAUCUAAAAUUCAAAAUGCUCCAGUGAGCAUUUUCUUUGAGUGUCAUGUCAGUGCUCAAAAAGUUGCAGGUUUUGGAGCAUUUUGGAUUUUGGAUUUUCACAUUUGGGAUGCUAAACUUGUACCAGCAGUCAAAUUGUGGAAUGCCAAGGUUUUAUUCUCAUACCCCAUGGAAUCUGAUGCAAUCUCACUCAUAUAAGGAAUUAGGGACACUGCAGCAUGAUUAGGAACCUGGUUAAAUCCCACGAUGAAGUUCAGAAUUAAACUUAUGUAAAAAAGGAGAUGUGAGUUGGUUUGAGCCUUGGAAUUGAAUUUCUUUUUUUUUUUUUUUUUAAAAACACCAACUCGAACCAGAUGGAACUGAACUUCUUUAUGGAAUCUUUGCACUUCCACUUUGAGUUAGUAAAGAUUAUUCAGCAUAAACUGACAUAAUUGGCUCUGCUGGGAAUGUGCACAGUCUGGGUGGUUGGAAAUCUAAUGGCCUGGAGAUAUAAUUCUCUUAUAUUUUACAGACAUGCUAGGUGAUAAAAUCAGAGCAGGUAUAGUUCCCGUCCUCUAGAAACUGACAAUUGAAACUAACACCAGCACUAAUCACAUGGUGGACACUGCAGAGCGCUUCACUCUUCUGCUCUACUCCUUACGAGAAUCCCUGUAGCAAGGUGUCAUUUUACAGGUGGGGAAACUCAGGCUCAGGAAGACCUGGCCCCAGGUCACAUUGCUAAUAAGUGGCAGAGCUGAAUUCAGAGUCAGAGCUGCUUGACCCACAGCCUGAAUUCCUCCUCAGGGCACCUUUGCCUGUUAGGAUGAGGAGGGCAGAAGGAGACUGAUCGCAAGCUGGUUUCUAACCAGCUGGUUUGAGAAAGGGGAAGAGGUCAUGUGCAUAGCAUCAGGCGCCAUAGUAACCACCCUCUCCCAUGGCCAUCUUCAGUACUUCCUAUAUGGCUUCAGUUUCAUUUCACUGGCUGUUUAAGGACCAGUACUCUUCAUAUGACAGCUGAGUAUGGCACAUGAUCUCCUCAAUUCAGGUGGGUUCUUCAGGCCCACUGCCACCUCCUGUGGGGCCCAGGACAAGGGUAUACUUGAAGGCACAUAUAUGGUAUGUGGGAUAUAGCAAGCUAACAAACUGGGAAAUAUGUUCUGUCCUCCUAUGUUGACAAAUAGACCUUGAUCACAACCUGGAAGGGUGAGCUCUUGAACUCUCUGAGCUCCUGCAGAAAUGUAGAGGCCUUUGGAGAGUUGCCUCUGACUCACACGCUUUCCUGCUUCUCUUCUUGCCGCUGGCUCUUUCUGGCCUUGUGGGAAGCUUCACACACAGCCUAGAUGGACUCUCUGGUCUUCAUGCCCAGUUCCACUCUUGCCCCUGCAAACAGCUACCCCUUGGCCACCAUUCGGGUCAAGACUUGAUGCACUGAUGACAACCUCCUUCAGGAGGAUGGAUCCGAAAAGAUGCCUGGACAGACCCUGGGAGUAGUGGCGUCCACCAGCUGGAGGGUCUGUCAGCCAUGGAGGUGGAAGUCAGGUGCAUCUGCAGCGGCCGCUGCCACAGAAACAGCCCAGCAUGCCCAGGGUGCAAAACCUCAAGUUCAACCGCAGAAGAGGAAGCCGAAAACUGGAAUAUUAAUGCUAAACAUGGGAGGCCCUGAAACUCUCGGAGAUGUUCACGACUUCCUUCUGAGACUCUUCUUGGACCGGGACCUCAUGACGCUUCCUAUUCAGAAUAAGCUGGCACCAUUCAUCGCCAAACGCCGAACCCCCAAGAUUCAAGAGCAAUACCGCAGGAUUGGAGGCGGAUCCCCCAUCAAGAUAUGGACUUCCAAGCAGGGAGAGGGCAUGGUGAAGCUGCUGGAUGAAUUGUCCCCCAACACAGCCCCUCACAAAUACUAUAUUGGAUUUCGGUACGUCCAUCCUUUAACAGAAGAAGCAAUUGAAGAGAUGGAGAGAGAUGGCCUAGAAAGGGCUAUUGCUUUCACACAAUAUCCACAGUACAGCUGCUCCACCACAGGCAGCAGCUUAAAUGCCAUUUACAGAUACUAUAAUCAGGUGGAACGGAAGCCCACGAUGAAGUGGAGCACUAUUGACAGGUGGCCCACACAUCACCUCCUCAUCCAGUGCUUUGCAGAUCAUAUUCUAAAGGAACUGGACCAUUUUCCACUUGAGAAGAGAAGCGAGGUGGUCAUUCUGUUUUCUGCUCACUCACUGCCGAUGUCUGUGGUCAACAGAGGCGACCCAUAUCCUCAGGAGGUAAGCGCCACUGUCCAAAAUGUCAUGGAAAGGCUGGAGUACUGCAACCCCUACCGAUUGGUGUGGCAAUCCAAGGUUGGUCCGAUGCCCUGGUUGGGUCCUCAAACAGACGAAUCCAUCAAAGGGCUUUGUGAGAGGGGGAGGAAGAAUAUCCUCUUGGUUCCGAUAGCGUUUACCAGUGACCAUAUUGAAACGCUGUAUGAGCUGGACAUCGAGUACUCUCAAGUUUUAGCCAAGGAGUGUGGAGUUGAAAACAUCAGAAGAGCUGAGUCUCUUAAUGGAAAUCCAUUGUUCUCUAAGGCCCUGGCCGACUUGGUGCAUUCACACAUCCAGUCAAACGAGCUGUGUUCUAAGCAGCUGACCCUGAGCUGUCCGCUCUGUGUCAAUCCUGUCUGCAGGGAGACUAAAUCCUUCUUCACCAGCCAGCAGCUGUGACCCCGGCCGGUGGACCCCGUGGCAUUAGGCAAAUGCCCAACCUCCAGAUACCUCCAAUGUGGAGAGGAUGUUAUUUAGAGAUCAAGGAAGGAAGUCAUCCUUCCUUGAUAUAUAUACAGCCUUUGGGUACAAAUUGUGUGAUUUCUUGAGGAUUGGACUCUUGAUGGAUUUCUAUUUUUAUAUAACUAUACAGUAAGCAUUUGUAUUUUCUCUCUCUAGGUAUAAGUUACUAGUUUGGAAUGUCCACUAGGACCUUUAAUAAAUGAGUUAAAAAUUUGUCUUAUGAGACACACCUAUUUUAAGUACAGAUUUUGGCUUUAUUGCCCAAAACCCUCCUGAAAGGGUACAGAGAGUCCCCUCUCUGGGCUGGCAGUGUGAAUGAGAUCUGUUUAGUCUCGUGCAUAUAGUUGCUGUUUUUUAAAUGAACAUAGUUGAGUAUUUGAAGUGAAUUUGAAAAAGAAAUGUUACUUAAUCUUUCCCUAAGCCCAUGGGUUACAGAAUGCUAGGGAGGCAAUUUGGUUACCUGUAAUGGCUGCUUUUGCCAGCGAGGCCACCAUUCAUUGGUCAUCUUGGUAUUUGUGUGUGAAUCUCACUUUCCUCAAUGUAAAAAGGUAUCAAGUACGGAUUUCAGAAGUGCUCUGAGAUUCCCCAUACACCCAAGGCUAAUAAACGUGUACAAGUACAGUGUUCAUGAUACGUGCCUUGGUGGGAGUCCGUGGUGCCACAGGGAAGGGGCUCCCACUGCUUCUGGUCUCAAGGGACAGUGCUGCUGGAAAGGCUAAUGAUGAGCUUCACCCUGGAGCUCCUCCCGGGACCUUGCAAGCCUUUGCAUCCAGCAUCUUCUCUAUCUUAGCUGAAUGCCUUCUUUCCGCACAUUUGUUUCAAGAAUUAUUUUAUAAAGUCAACAAUACUUUGCUUGAAUUCUUUCUUAAUUUACGAUUUUUUAUUAUAAAAAUUUAUAGCGAUACAAUGGGACAUGUGAAGAAUACAGAAAAGUAACCACUUUAAUGCAAUAACUAUUAUCAUAAUAUUGUAUUUCGUGCUAGUCCUUUCCUGUAGAUAUUUUUAAUGCCAUUUAAUGCCAUUGUCAACUUGGAUUUGUGAGUGAAAAGUGUUUCUAAAAAUAUAGAAAUAAUGUCAGAUCAGAAUCUGAUCUUCUAUGUUUGUAUUUAAAUGGAUUAAAAGAUCCCCAGUGGUUCCAUGAAGAAUUUGUAAAGAUCACUUUCUCUUUCCUUCAAGCCCUGAGACUUUGUUCUUCAAAAGAGCGUUUCCUUUUUUUUUUUUUUUUUUAAGCCAGUUUAUAAAAUGGAAGUAUUAGGAGAUUUGUAAAUCUUCUAUAUUGAGAAUUGGCUAUGUUAAUAAAUAUUACAACAUCA